This is a messenger RNA of Oikopleura dioica, 564 nucleotides long. NCBI's taxonomy places the organism in Eukaryota, Metazoa, Chordata, Appendicularia, Copelata, Oikopleuridae. The record is from the annotation of a GenBank genome assembly.
AUGCUCCGAGAGAGAAGUGCCUCGCACAAGAUUCUGAGCACUAUCACAAAUGCUCUUAUUUACAUUCUCCAAGAGCAACAAGUUCGGGCGGUGAAGACAGAAUUGCAACUCAGAGACGGAAGAUUUUUGGCAGUGGAAAAAGGAAUUCUCCAAGCUUGUGCCGAGUCGGGCGAUUCGAAGACGCUGUUCUUUUUGGUUCCCAUUGGGCUCAGACAAGUUGCUAUUCAAAAUAUUGACACGUUAGCCUACGUGGCGAUGAAUGAAACUUCAAGAGUCUACCUCUCAGAAGUCUUCAAUAGCGACUGUCAAUUCAAAGAAGCCACGUUCGAGAACUACUGGUGCGUUUACAGCUCUGUCUCGCACAAGAACCCCGAUAACUUGAAACCGAUGUUUCUCUCUGUUUCCAAAUCUGGCAAAAUGAGACCGGGAUACAAAACUUCCAAAACAAAACCAGAAGGACACUUUCUUCCAAAACCAAUUUCAACGCAAAUGCUGAAGAUUCCGACUGAAGAAGAAAUUGAUGCGUUUCAGAAACCUGAGAUUAUAAGCAACGCUAUGGUUUGA